Puccinia triticina is the source of this 1809-nucleotide messenger RNA. RefSeq lists its product as uncharacterized. The coding region runs from base 1 to 1809 and encodes 602 amino acids. The transcript has 11 exons. Gene Ontology annotation, biological process: protein peptidyl-prolyl isomerization; protein polyubiquitination; protein folding. Gene Ontology annotation, molecular function: ubiquitin-ubiquitin ligase activity; peptidyl-prolyl cis-trans isomerase activity. NCBI's taxonomy places the organism in Eukaryota, Fungi, Basidiomycota, Pucciniomycetes, Pucciniales, Pucciniaceae. Gene Ontology annotation, cellular component: catalytic step 2 spliceosome. The record is from RefSeq and is a predicted model, not a curated record.
AUGACCCUUUCCCCGGGGGUACGGCCCGUCGGUGAUUCUUGUCUGUUCGAAUUCAUUAUUCGGUCAACCAACUACACACCACCACCGAAAGUCAGUCGAAUCAAAAUCCAAAUCAUCGGAUCCGACAAGCUAUACAUCACUCAUCGCGAACAUGCUGGGGAGUUUGGCGACCAUCAUGCUUCCAGUGCAGGUGCGAAGAAAAAGGCAGGCUCGAAUUUCCAGCGGUUGCCAUUUGACUGUUGCGCCAUAAGCCUGAAGCCCUUCGAGAUGCCGAUGUGCACCCCCGACGGAUCUACCGUUGAUCUAGUCAAUAUUAUUCCAUAUGUCAAAAAGUACGCUCGCGAUCCUGUCACCGGUUCUCCUUUGGCUUCUAAGGAUCUCAUCAAGUUGAAUUUCUUCAAGAAUGCCGAGGAUAACUACUACGACCCCGUCACGUACAAGGUAUUCAAUGAACAUACCCAUAUCGUAGCCAUCAAGAAAUCAGGCAAUGUGUUUUCGAGGGAGAGCAUCGAUCGACUGAAUAUCAAACCGGGGCAUUGGCAUGACUUAGUGACCGAUGAAAAGUUCUCCAGAGCGGAUAUUAUUACCCUUCAAGAUCCCCACAACAUCGAGAAAAAAGAUCUCUCAAGGUUUGACCAUUUAAAAAAUAACCUCAAAGUACCUAAUGAAGAAAUCGAGGCUCUGAGGAAAGACCCGAUGAGGGGGUUAAAUGUAGCAGCUGCGGGCAGCACGGUCUCGGCGGUGUUGAAAGAACUCGCAAAAGACAAAGAUCCUUCGAAGUCGGCAUCACUCAAUACUACCUCAACUCAACAGGGUCUCGUCCCGGAGUCAUCGAUGUCUUCAUCGAAAGGACUUACACCAUAUAAUGCUAGUGUCUUUUCGACAGGCAAGACGGCGGCUAGUUUUACCAGCACCAGCCUUACGCCAGCCACCAAGACAGAGGUGGAGAUCAUCGAUGAGGAAGAUUUCAUGUUCUCGCACAUCAAAGAGAAAGGAUACGUCAAGAUUUCUACCAACCUGGGCGAUCUGAAUGUGGAGCUAUAUUGUGACAGGGCUCCCCGUACGUGUUAUAAUUUCUUUAUGCUGGCUCGAAAAGGUUACUAUGAUAAUACGGAGUUUCAUCGGCUCAUACCGGGUUUCAUGAUUCAGGGCGGUGAUCCCACAGGUACUGGAAAAGGCGGGGAGAGCUACUGGGGAAAGCCAUUCGGAGAUGAAUUUCAUUUGCGAAACGCCUACAAACACACUAGCCGAGGUAUGCUCAGUAUGGCAAAUCAUGGCAAAGAUACGAAUGGAUCUCAAUUUUUCAUCACAUUCCGCGAAACCCCCCAUCUGAACAACAAGCACACGGUCUUCGGAAGGGUAGUCGGAGGUGACAGCGUACUAGGAAAAUUUGAAUCGAUUCCGAUUGACCAAUUAACCGAUAAACCACUAAAGCUUCUGAAAAUCAACACCGUUCUGAUCUUCGAUGAUCCGUUUGAAAAGUACAAGGAAAGGCUCAGCAAACGGUUGCAGAAAGAAAAGAGCGAAUUUGAAGCUCUCGAAGAUAAGCUGAAACGCAAAGAAACAAGGGAAAAGGAUCGAAUUACUUGGUUUGGUACCAACCUGGGCGAUGUAGCUAAGAAGGAGCAAGCAGUCGGCGGCAACUCGACCGGCGGGUCGACCGUUGGUAAAUAUUUAAAUCAGAAUAACUCGCUCAAGACUAAUGGAGCCCAGAAACGACCUGGAGAACUGGCGGCUGUAAGCGAAGAAAUCGGAGUGAAGCAGGCGGCUAAGCGUCGGAAAGGAUUUGGAGAUCUCUCGGGUUGGUGA